AUGGACUGCACACCGAGCCCUAAAAUUUUCCAAGAAAUGCCUGAAAAUCAGCCUACAUCCCUAUCACGGCCAGGACGUAUCCCGGACAUGGCCGUUCCAUUUUUUGUUGACGAGUUCAACAAAUGGGCUGAGAAAACUCGUUUUCAGUUUGGGGAUUCUUUAGUUCUGAAGUAUGAUUCCAAGACUGAGUCAAUGUUGAAAGUGACUGAGGAAGACUACAAAAUCUGCAACAACGCCAAUCAAAUAAAAUCACACCAUGAUGGAGAAACUACAAUUUCACUAGAAAAAUCAUGUCUAUUUUUCUUCAUCAGUGGAGCUGAAGAACAUUUCUAUAAUGGUCAAAAGCUUGAGGUUAUGGUUCUGUCCGAUAAACAUGGCUCCAGCCACCAAUCUACAGUACAGAAAUUGCCUAGAAAUGCCUGA
This is a messenger RNA of Olea europaea var. sylvestris, 423 nucleotides long. RefSeq names its product early nodulin-like protein 1. The transcript has 2 exons. Gene Ontology annotation, molecular function: electron transfer activity. The coding region runs from base 1 to 423 and encodes 140 amino acids. NCBI's taxonomy places the organism in Eukaryota, Viridiplantae, Streptophyta, Magnoliopsida, Lamiales, Oleaceae. The record is from RefSeq and is a predicted model, not a curated record. Gene Ontology annotation, cellular component: plasma membrane.